Molecule: messenger RNA, 2205 nt
Organism: Alternaria rosae
Lineage: Eukaryota; Fungi; Ascomycota; Dothideomycetes; Pleosporales; Pleosporaceae
Exons: 3
Coding region: 411-2000 (529 amino acids)
Molecular function (GO): FAD binding
Source: RefSeq, a predicted model, not a curated record
CCGUAUCCUCUCGCUCACCCCACUCAUUCCAUCUCCAUGUAAAUCUUCCGUUCGGCUUGCAUGCUUUCCUCUGAUCAUUCUCCAGGGUGCCUAUCUCCACAAUGACACGGCCACGUACAGGCAGUCCAUUAUGUGGCCCUGAAAUCAUUUCUUGGGAUUGUGGUUGUGGCCAGCGGCUACGGAUGUACCAAAGCGAAGGAAGCAAAUCUACGAGUAGAAUUCAGGCAUCGUAUAACCCAUGCUAAUGCAAGACCCGCAGCUUGCAUGAGAGCAAACAGCCUAAUCUCAGUGCAUGCGAAUCUUUCGCCUACUCACUCGUACGUAAACGUGCACCAAAGGUAGUAUGUCGACUGUCAACGGGAUAACCCGCCCUGCCGCUGAUCUCACAAUCUUCUAUAUCUCAAAGUACCAUGAAACUCAUUGUGGCGAUAACAUAUGGCACCGUUGCCGCAACAGCGACGGUGUUGGCUCAAGACACAUUCGAAGCACCAGAUUUCAACGUCACCGAAGCCCUGAUCAGGAAUGGGGUCAACGUUUCGGCAGUGCCUGAACUGGUGGCCUUGGCUCAUCAAUCGUUGUUACGCAGCUGCUCCAUUGCAUGCGACUCGCUCAAAGUCGUUUUCGGUAAAGAAAAAGUUGUCCAUGGUCAGAGUGCAGAAUACUGGUCGAACCAACAAGCCGCCGUUGUGCCGUGUUGUACUUUCACUCCCAAGGCGUCUCUUGAGGUGUCAUCAUUGAUAUUGAUAUCUCGCCUUACCCAGUGCCCCUUUGCGGUGAAGAGUGGAGGACAUGCAGCAUAUCCAGGUGCAUCCAGUAUCCAUGGAGGUAUUACAGUUGAUCUGAAAGACUUCACUACGCGCGAGCUUUCUGCCGACAAGAAUACUGUCGCUAUUGGACCAGGUAACCGGUGGAUAGAUGCGUAUCGUUACCUCACUCCGUACAACUUGACGAUCGUCGGUGGCCGAGCUGCGCACGUCGGCGUUGGUGGUCUGACUUUAGGUGGAGGCAUCAGCGACUUGACAAACGAAUACGGUCUUGCCUGCGAUAAUGUCGCGUCCUACGAAGUCGUUACCGCGUCUGGCGUCAUUGUCAACGCGUCUCCGAGCCUCUACCCCGAUCUAUACUGGGCCCUACGCGGUGGCGGAAACAACUUCGGCAUUGUCACGACCUUCCACUAUGAGACCAUUGUACAACCACCCAUGUGGGGUGGCAUGCGUAUCCACGACCCCAGCACCACUCCCGCAUUGAUCACUGCUUUUGGGAACGCCAUCAAUAAUGCCGAGGAAGAUACGAAGCUCGCACACGUAGUGUCAUUUACAACAUACGAUACUUACCAGCUCGCAUUUACCGAACUCGAAUACCUUCUCCCAGUCGACCUCUCGAACCCUCCCGAAAUCGCCAGGGAGUAUCUCAGCAUUCCAUUCAUGCAAGACAAGACGGGCAACAGUACCCUCGAAGAUCUAACGCCACACCGAAGCGACGAUAUGCCAUCUGGUUUCCGCACCUCGAUGUGGUCUGCGUCAUUCCAAAUGAGCGCCGAGCUCAUUCAAAAGAUGACCGACAAAUUCUUUGAGAUGGCACCUGGUCUGCCUGCCGUCUCCGUGAACAUUGCAUUCCAAGCGUUCUCUAAGCCAGCGCUACAAGCGAUGCAAAAGAAAGGUGGUAAUGCCCUCGGUUUGUACCCUGAGAACGGCCCGUUCUUUCAUGUCUUGGUGUAUAUGGCGUGGAACGAGUCUAGCGACGACACAACGAUGCUAAAGGCUGCCCAGUCCUAUAUUGAGACGUCCAAGGGUAUGGCUAGGGAGCUAGGUGUCGAUAACGAGUACUACUACAUGCCGUACAGUAGCGGAUAUGAGCCUGUGGUUUCUGGGUAUGGAGAGGAGAACAUGAUGAGACUAAGGGCUAUAUCGCAAAGGUUUGACCCGAUGCAAGUUUUCCAGAACCUGCAACCAGGUUACUUCAAGCUUGACGGGAAAGCACCGCUUGGUGCGAGUCUUUAGACAGCGCGCAUGAAACAAUCUGUGAAUGCUCAAUACUUCAAGGUUCUGCGGCGUUUGCAUUUGUGUGGCUGAGGUUAUUCGAGUGGCUAACAAGGGUGAGGCCUCCAACGUCGGCAGAAGACCUUCAUCCCUUACAAAAAAAUUAGAAUAUGCGCCUGCCCCUGUGCGCUAGAUGUUAUGCACGAGCGUAACCGAAGCAUUCAAC